Molecule: messenger RNA, 3646 nt
Organism: Chlamydomonas reinhardtii
Lineage: Eukaryota; Viridiplantae; Chlorophyta; Chlorophyceae; Chlamydomonadales; Chlamydomonadaceae
Exons: 12
Coding region: 250-1914 (554 amino acids)
Biological process (GO): protein phosphorylation
Molecular function (GO): ATP binding; protein kinase activity
Source: RefSeq, a predicted model, not a curated record
CAGCUCUGGCAAGCUUACAUGUGUCAACGCAGUAGCACGUGCUAGACAUUCAUACAGUAUGGAAGAGCCUGCACCAUGAACUGAAGAACUUCGCAGAACACCCUCGCGACGAUGACCAAACGCGUGCGCGACUGCGCUGACAUUCAGUCUGAAGUUGACAGGGUCGCCAACGAGAUAAAUGAUGUCGAAAUGCAAAUGCGCAAGGCAGAAGCCAAAGUGGAGCAGGCAACGCAAGCUAAGGCUGCGGCCAUGGCGGAGCUUCGCAAAAUAGCCGAUGAGCUGAAUUGCCCAAACCUCAACGAGCAGGUGCGGGCGGACUGGAUAGCAAAGCAGCGUUCGUGCGCCAAGGACUUGGAAGAUGCCGAGAGCGAAUUGGAGGAGCUGCGCGAGGAGAAGAAGCAGCUGCGCGAGGAGAAGAAGGAACUGCGCGAGGAGAAGAAGCAGCUGCGCGAGGAGAAGCGUGACGCCUCGGCGGCGGCCUCGGCUCAGGGCGCGGCGAGCACGGCAGAAGACCAAAGCUUCGCGGUGGCGCUAAAGAUGCUUGGAGACGACCCUGGGCUACCACCACCGGUAACAGCAACUGAUCUUCAGCACUUCCUGCAACAGCGGCUGGGUCGGCCGCUACCCCUGGACCGGACCAUUUUCGAAUGGAUCCGCCGCGAUCCCAGCAACCAGCGCGUGCGUGAUUUGGUGGAGGCGAGCUCUGAGGCGUACACGUUGUCGGCCACAGUAUACACGGCCAUAAAAUCCGAGCCUCGUAGUGAUUCGGAGAUAGGGCUUGCUGUAGCUUUGUCUUCGCUCAUCGAGGCCAUACUCAUCAGUCUGCACGCGCUGACAGGACUGCUGCCUCACCGCUUGGGCUAUAACACCUCGGACCGUUCAGGAGUCACGCGCAAGCUCUUGCGCCCGCCGGACUUCUGCUUCUGGGUGGACAACACGCUCGUGUUCAUGGGGGAGGUCAAGACGAACAGUGGCGAUAUAGGAGCCGCUGUCCAGGAGCUUGGCACAAAAAUGGGAGGUGUGUGGUCGCCCAUUGCUUUCGGCAAACUUCCGUACCUGCCCUGCUACGCGGCCGCUGGUCCAAAGCUUCAAUUCUUCGUCGUGCUCAAAGGCCAGCCUCGUCAUCCUGUCCCAAUCAGCAAAGCGUUCGAUCUGACCGUGAUGGCCGACCGCAUCGAGGUGGUGCACCACACGGUCAACCUCUUCCGCCUGCUGUGCUGGGGCUUGCGGCCGCUGCUGCCGCCGUACCCUGUGGCCGUUGGCGACGUGCUUGAGCGCUCAAAUGGCACCUCAAUCACGAUCCUCGCAGACCGGGUCAUCAAGAAGAUCAAGGACUUCGCCAGCAACAACACGGGCGUUGAGUUCGACGACCUGGCCAAUGUCUACAGUGACACCUGCCACGCUGAAGGUCUGAUCCACGCGGUGGAGGGGCCGACUCUGCACAAGGGCACUUACAAGGUGGCCCUGGGCCCCCUGGGCAGCACCCGCCGUCCCGCGAACGAGGGCGAGCUGCGGCAGGCGAUUCAGGCCGUACUGCGCGGCGUCGCUGCACUGCACAAGGCGGGCUACGUGCACCGUGACAUUCACUGGGACAACGUGCUGUGCAUCGGCGAGGGCUCGUGGAUGCUGUCCGACUUGGAGUCUGUGGCGCGGGCGCCGGUGGUGGCGGCUGGCAAGGGGGGCUUUCGCGCCGCCUGCUGGACCUCCGACACCCUGGACGAGUGCGGCUCGUACACGACUGCGUCGGACGUGCAGCUGGUGGGGCAGCUGAUGGACACGUGCAGCAUCCUCAUGUUGGAUGCGCAGUGUCUGGAGCUCAAGGCGCAGCUGACGGCGAGCGCGGCGGCCUCACGCCCAUCAGCGGAGCAAGCACUGCGCCAUCCCUGGUUCGGUGCCGGCGGGGCGGGGCCUUAAGUGCUGCGGGCGCAUGUGGUCAGCAGUUGUUUCUGUGCGUCCAUUCGCGUUGUGUGCCCACCGGCAGUGGCGCGGCAGACUACGUGGUGUCCGAGCGUGUGUGCACGUGUAGCUGGGUAGGGUUUUAGGAUAUAUAUGUCGAGUGGUAAAAGCUCGUCCCUUGCGUGGACGCCAGCCGCCCUGCGUUUGGGUUAUGUGGAUGCAUAUGAGUGCAACCGAUGUGCAAAGGCAACAUGUUCGGUUGCGCGGUGCACAAAGUGCGAAGCGUUUGCUGACUGCCCCCGUCCGGAUGCAUCUCCCGCAUGGUUCCCUACGGGACGGACACUGAGCACUUGCCUAAGACGCCGCAGUGCGCGACGCCGCACUGGGACUUACCCCAUAAGCGUGUUGGUAUAAGGGUGGUGAUAUGUUUAUUAUUUUAUUCGAUAUAGGAAUUGCUGAAGGAGGACUUGCCACGUGACUAAUAACGACAAGCCUCUAGGGCUUAACCCCUAGCCUCACGAGCCUCGGCUCGUGAGGGAGCGCACAACAUCGUUGUCGACUUUGGCUUUCGUUGCUAACUUUUUGUAGCCUGUUACGGGCUCUAUGACUCUGGUUUAGACUUGGUUCAGACUGUGGGCUCGCUAGGCGGGCUCUUGUGGGCGUCUUUUGGCUCGAAGUUCCAUGGCGGCCGGCCCGCGGCCUCCGCGGCUGGCCGGGCGGGUUCUUCCUUGUUGCUGCUUCCCGGGUGUCUGUGUGUGCAGGCUGUAGGUGUUGUUGUAGGUGGCCCUCGUGGCCGUCUGUGGCUGGGUGCAAGCUUCGAUGGGCAGCUCGCUGGUGGCAUGGCGCGCCACUCUUGGUUGCUGGGCAACCUACUGUUCAGCCGGUGCCAGACUGCCGUAAGCUCUGGGCCGUAGGUGCAGUGCCAGACUGCUGCACGCCGGGCUGCCGUGUGGAUGCGCAUGUUGUCGUCAGAGGUUUGCCGUGUUGUGGUGCCGGUUUUGAUGUGCCCCUCGGCGCCUCUCCUCGUGGCACCUGGUCAGCCGUCGUCUCUGCCGGCGGCCUUGCUGGCUCUGCAGAUAGUUAGGUUGCGGGUGCCGUUCAUAGCAUGCCGGUUCAGGGACCGGUAGGCGAGUAGGUUAUGCCGGUCGGGUAGUCCAGGGCCCGGGUGUCGGGUUGUGAGUGCCCGGGCGGCUGUUGCCCGGGCGCCCGGGCGGCUGGUGGGCCUGUUCGCCUCCGGGCGCGCGCGUGGCCUGUUUGGUGGGUCGGUCUAGUUCGCUGGUGGGGCGGGUGGAGGGCGGUGUGCCCGUGGCGAGGUGUUAUGGUGUGCUGGCGGUUUGGUCAAGUUCUGGCUCGGUUUCCUUUUGUGGUGCCUCGGCACAGACGUUUCCAGAUGUGGGCCUUCGGGCCAAGACAUUGCGCGUCUCUGACGCCAGCCAUCGUCUGCGGACGAGAGAAAAUGAGUGGUGCUUGCGUUUGAUGGGGAUGUCGGCAGACCUCUGGCCUGUCGCGCCUCGUUGUGCGUGGGUGCUGCCGCCAAAAGACCUAAACGAGAUGAGGGGUGUUACGUGGCGGUGGGGCUAUGGUGGCCUUUGGUUGGCUUGGCUUCGACUCAUGUGCGUAACACUAUGAAGGUCGGCAGCCAACCAGGGGGCGGGUGUUGUUUCUCUGGGUCGAAGAUGGCCCCUCGCGGCGUGGGUACGGCGUGCCCCCGGUUGUCGGGCUGUCCCUUCACUUGUAAUCCGCGCUGGAG